AUCGAGUGAAAAAACCUACAGGGUAGAGAAAUUGCGAGUCACACUCAAACGUCUGAAUUCUUUCAGUAAAAUUACGAUAUUUUGAUUUUCAUUUUCAUAGUAUUAGUAAUGAUGAGCACAGACUUAGACUGACAACGGAUCAAGCGAUUUGUGAUUAGAGCUAGGUCGUAGAGCUAGAGUUAACUUAACCGCUCACGUAGUCGUAGUUCUUGAAGAUCGAACAAAGUAGAUAUAAUAUUAUAAAAUAUAUGUUCCAGGGCGCGGGGUGGGGCCGUGCGCCCUGGACCCCUUUUUCAGGCGUCUGCCGGGGGUGGAAGGCCUCAAAAGAGGGCCAACGGGCUGCCUCCGCUUCCUUCCAGCUGCUUGGCUGUCCCCUAGAGGUCUGCGACGUAGGUGGAAGGCCUCCGGAAGGGCCCAAGGGGCCGCCUUCGCUCCCUUUCAGGUGCUUGGUUGUCCCCUAGAGCGAGGCCUCCGAAGUAGGCGGAAGGCCCCAAGAGGGGCGCAAGGGGCUGCCCCCGCUUCUUUCCAGCUGCUUGGCUGUCCCCUAGAGGCCUCCGACGUAGGUGGAAGGCCUCAAGAGGGGGCCAAGGGGCCGCCUCCGCUUCCUUCCAGCUGCUUGGCUGUCCCCUAGAGGCCUCCGACGUAGGUGGAAGGCCUCAAGAGGGGGCCAAGGGGCCGCCUCCGCUUCCUUCCAGCUGCUUGGCUGUCCCCUAGAGGCCUCCGACGUAGGUGGAAGGCCUCAAGGGGGGGCCAAGGGGCCGCCUCCGCCUCCGCCUCCGCUUCCUUCCAGCUGCUUGGCUGUCCCCUGGAGGCCUCUGACGUAGGUGGAAGGCCUCAAGAGGGGCCCAAGGGGCCGCCUCCGCUGCCUUCCAGCUGCUUGGCUGUCCCCCAGAGACCUUCCACCACCGAGUUCCACCACAGACCACACCACAGGGGGGGACCAUCUGGCCCCGAAUCAUAUAUCCAUAGCGCCUAGAUUAUUUAUCGUUAUGGAACAGGACUAGUAGAUGUAGAUCCAUCGUUUUGAUAUUCUUUGAUGUAAAAGUGUCGCUGUUGAUCUCGAUGCCGCCCCGAUAGCAGUACUAGAAGCUAGAAGCAAGUGGAUACAAAACGGCAUCGUCUCCUUAAGUAAAAAAACUCACGGCAAGCCACUACAACUACAGCACUCAACAAGGAUUACUAAGACACCUGGAUUAGGCUUGUUGACUGUCCGCAAUUCUGUUUGUUCUCGACCUCAAGUGCGAUCUCGAUCUCUGUUCGAUUUUGUUUAGUUAAUGUGGAAAGUCGUCUGAUUAGAAGAAGUCGUUGCAUUUGUAUUACCACUUUUGGUGCCACGGAAAAAUAGUCGUAUAUCAAACACCACAAUCCUCUUGUGUACUAAACAACAACGAGUAUACUCAUUAAUAUAACAUACUGCUGGUUUGAAGCUUCGAGCUAGUACAUAAAAUUUUGACCAAGGAUCAACAGGAUGAGUGCUGCUAACGGUUCGCUGGAUGUUGCCCAAACCGGGACCAGGUCGCCGAAUAAAGUCGAGCUUUUUCCCGGUCAGGUAUUUUGCUACCCUUUGUCUUGCUUACAUGACAUAAUUGACUGUCGCUCGAAGUGCGCAACUGCAUUUGACAACUGACACAAUUGAAUGGAAUGGUCUAUCUUUGAUUUUUGGGGUGAUCUUCAAUACCAUGAAAAUGUGAUAGUGAUCCUUAUACUGGCAUAAGAUUACCGUGUGAAAGUUCUCAAGAAACGCAUCCGUAAGAAGAACUCUUUUGAGCUUAAUAUAGCUUGUCUUAAAUUGAACUACAGGACAUCCAGUAUGAAAUGGACUUCAAGUUCGAUCCGAACGUGCCCAAAGGCGCGCUGCGUUGUAAGCCGGCGAAAAGUAGAAAAGAUAUCCCCAAGGUCGACACCACAAUUUUCGCGGGUCAUGCUAAAGGCGUGCGCAACCAAGAGUUUCCGCAGUCGACCCUGACACGAAAGGAAGUCGCGGCAGAGGCUAAACGGUAUUCAGACGAUUUGGCGCACGAGUUUCGCGCACUCGCUGAACACAACGCCACGGAUUAUGUCUGGAUAAGUUGCAACUCAUUUCAUUUUUAUUUUAGUGCUACUGUGAUAGGACAAAUAUUUGAUUCAUCCUCAUAGUGCCGGUAGUGUUGGUAGACGUGGAAAUAGCUUGCAAGUUGUACUUUUCUUCAUCGUUUGUCAGAGUGAGUCAGAUGACGGAAUCACUUUCAUGCGCUAAUCUUCAUCCUCGGCUAUGUGGGAGUACAAAGUCGAGGAGGCUGAUUUACGGAAAGUGCUGCUUUCUGGCAUAGACUACAAGUUUCUCGCCGAUGUAGUAGACCAAACGGCUCAAAAUCUGCGUGAGGCCAGGCUGCUAGUCCUGGCAGCAGAAAGCCCUACAACAGGAGGAGGCAAAGAGGACUCGAGUGGGGGAGGCAACGCCUCAGGCGAGGGCAGCAAGAAGAAGCAGUGGGAAGUAGAUCGCGUAGUCAUCGAUUUGAAUGAUUGUUGUACUCCGGUGGAUGUCUUGGGCGCCUUCGUCGCAAGACUCAAGGAGGAAGAAGUCGAACUACCAGAAGUCGACUUCGUCAUACGCUUCCAGUCAUGCGCGAUGGACCUAGCAAAUCAACGCUACGCAGGUGGCGCAGGAGGUAAAAAGUCGACUUGGUGGAAGUAUACGAUGGCGCAGCGACUGACAGUUCCGAACUUUAGGGCUUGACUAGAUAGUGUUGUAGUUUUUGGAUACAUCGUUCUUGGUUGCUAGGCUGUCAUCAAUCGCAAAGACUGUAGUUGCAUCAGUGUUGCCCUAAUUUUUUUCUUAACAGAAGUUUUCAGUCGCAUCUUUUCUGCUCGUAAAUUGAUCAUAAUUAUUGUAUAUUUUGCUUGAUCUUGCGGUUGUGCUUCAUCGUCUAGUAUUUUUAGGUGCCUGGCCGUUGUGCUUCAGGAUUCUCGCAGGGUAAUUAAAUGUUCUUAUUGCGAGGAAUAUAGACCCAGGUCCCAAAAAAAAAAAAUUGCCAGCGGCAGCGUGAAUGAAUGAGUGCGUGAUCUUCUAUCUGCGCGAGCGGUUAUAUUUCCUCAUCCUCCUCUUCAUGCUCCGGAACGGUCAGCCCCGGGACAUCGUCUGCUUGUCUUCGCGACCGUAUCCACGCCAGAACCUUAAUUCGACCACUUGGCAGCUGCAUCGUAUCAUGAUCGGAGAGAAGGAGAAGCAGAUCGUCACGGAGCAAACGGCGAAAGAACAAACCACACAGUACGUCCAUGCGUUUUACGUCAGAUCCCUACGCGCUUUGGUGUAUGGUUUCGUGGAUGCGGCCCAUGCUGGUUUUCCAGUAUGCUUCGACGCUCAGCUCGAACCAGAAAAAUACUCCCUGAAGCCAGGCGACAACGCCAAACAGACGAUUAUCAACGGCUGGAUUAAAGGCGCUAAGUUUCUCGUACAAGCAAAGUGGAACGCUCAAAACAUCGAGGAAGUCCUUACCGUUCCAGUCAAAUCCGUGCAGAAAUUUACUGGGAUUGUCGUACUUACUAGAAGACCUAAAUAAAGGUCGAGACUCACUCUUAAUGCUAAUGAUAAUGUAGAGUCCUUAUGCUCGGCCGCUGGCUGUUGCUCUACGUAACUUACUUCUUGUUGGCUGUGGUGCAAUCGUCGCUACUUUCUUCUAACCUCGAUUAUGUUCUUUUAUUCCUCUCCCCAUUUUCCAUUUACAGGACGGCUCGGCGCCGGCAACAUCCAUCAGCGUCAAGCGUUGGCUAAACUACGAAUUGCUCGAAUUCCCAGAGAAAAUCGCGGAUUGUGUAAAACUAAACGCGGAAUUUGCCGAUGUUCAUUUUCCGGAAGCUGAGCGGGACAAGUUUUGUAAGGAUUUGGCGGAGAAUAUAUUGAAGAUUCGGGAUGCGCUAGACAUGAAGGAGCAGGAAAAUGAUUUGAAGGCCUGGAGAGUUGGCUUCGCCUACGCUUAAGGCGCCACACUUGUUGAGUCUAUUAGAGACCGGCGCAGUUUGUCAGAAUAAGCAUGAAAGGGAUCAGCUCUAUGCAGCUACAGGCGUAGGGUAGAGCAAGAUAGUGCAUAGCUCAUCUGAUGACCCCCAUAGAGUGCUACUUGUUUCGUUAUCCGCUUUAUGCUCAACACUUACACUGACCACAAGUAUUUGCGUUUCUGGCUCUAAUGUCCACUCUGGUUCGAGGAUCCCCCUCAAGCUGAUGGAGCAGGAAACGGCAGCGGGGGCACAUCUCCAAACGGUCGCAGAACAAUCCAGCCGGUGGUGAUGACGAGCGGAAAGCACCUUGUGCUAUGGAAUCCGUGGCCCGAUAAGGACGACGCAUCAUCUGGCAUCGAGAAACUGAACAACAGCCGCAAUGUAGAGCUGUUUUCCAAAAAUGACGCAGAACGAGCUGGCCUUCUCGUUCGCACCAAAGGCAAGGGACACGGAAAGGGUAAAGGCGGGAAGGGUAAUGGAAAGAGCGGCAAGGGUAAAGGUAAAGAGGGUGGUAGAAGUGGUGGCUUCUGAGUGUCUUCGAAGUCAAUAGUAAAGAUUCUCUUGCGUAAGUAACUAAUGGCUUUGGUUAGUGCUGCUUUUGUAGUCUCCGGGUAUUCUUGUAUCAGUAGGGCGCGCUACCUUAAGAGCUGCGAGACGCGCUUUCCUCGAUCGAUAUGGAUCUUGUGGGAUUAAGGAAGGGCAACGUGUCGACAUGUUCAGUUUUAUCAGAGCACUUUCGUCGCUCUGAGAAGUCGGGUGAAGCUGUGUGAGUGUGAAGAAGAUGUCUGUGGUGCUACCUCGGAAAAUGGAGGUAAGUCUUGCACUUUUCUGCGAUUUUGUACUAGUGCUCGGAGGCAUUAGCCAUCACCAUGUCCUUGUCCAUUCUCCAUCUCCAAACAUUAACAUACAGACUACAAAGAUAUAAUUAGAACUCCGCCUACAAGUAAGGACUUUUUCUUGCUGCUCGCUCAUCAUGUUCAUGUGAGUCCAUGUUCGUGCUUGUUUCUUUGUUAAAGACAUUAUGAGGCGCCUGCAAAAUUGGAAUAUUCGCGCUUCGUCGACAUCUUCAUCGAUUGUCUUUAAUUUAUCGAUCCUGUCGAUUAAAUCUGUCGACGUCUCUAUAGGAAGAUAUAUCAUUUAUUUCAAAGCAAAUGUCGGUCUGGUUUCCCCGUCGAUUAUAGAUGUUAGGCCCUAAAGUCUUUGAUGAACACCAAGGUCCUGAAACCUUUGAGCAGGAAGAUCAUCAGGAUAAGGCUCAAGGAUCGCGAUAAGGCUCCAAGAUCCCACGCAAUUGAUUCCCAUGAAACCGAUGACACCAAUAAGGUCCCCGAUUCAGCUCCCCCCUAAGUUCAUGCAUGUCCCGCACCAAAAACCUUGACCCAUUUGAUUUGCAUGAACCUCAAGACCUUACAGGCUUAGGGGUUUAAGCUUUGGCGUUUGUAUACCAUUCCGAUUAGGAU
This is a messenger RNA of Amoebophrya sp. A25, 5435 nucleotides long. The record is from the annotation of a GenBank genome assembly. Lineage: Eukaryota; Dinophyceae; Syndiniales; Amoebophryaceae.